Messenger RNA from Synchiropus splendidus (mandarinfish), 1228 nucleotides. RefSeq names its product general transcription factor IIIAa (gene gtf3aa). Bases 100 to 1158 code for a protein of 352 amino acids. The record is from RefSeq and is a predicted model, not a curated record. Gene Ontology annotation, cellular component: nucleus. NCBI's taxonomy places the organism in Eukaryota, Metazoa, Chordata, Actinopteri, Syngnathiformes, Callionymidae. The transcript has a single exon.
AGGGGAUUGUGGUGGCGUCCAUUUAAUAGUAGAAGAAAAACAGCGGCGAACACGCUGGUAGCACACGGAGCUACAUCGCCGGCCUCUCGUGUGUCUCUCAUGGAUCCGGAAACCAAACUACACAAGCGAUUUAUCUGCUCGUUUCCCAACUGUCCGGCCGCUUACAACAAGCAAUGGAAGCUGGACGCGCAUCUGUGUAAGCACACCGGGGUGAGGCCGCACGCGUGCGACCAUGGCGGCUGCGCCAGCGCCUUCUCCACCGUCUACCACCUGGAGCGACACAAGCUCGUCCACAGCGGCGAUCACCCGUUCCCCUGCACCGUACCCGACUGCCACGACACCUUCACCACCAACGCCAACCGGGCUCGACACAUGGAGCGCGUCCACGUGAAGCAGAAGAAGUACGUCUGCAAGUAUGAAGGCUGCGGCGAGGAGUUCAAGAAGAACAAGCUUCUCAAGGCCCACGUGUGUGAGCGGCACGCGCAGGCGCCUGCGUACAAGUGCUCUCACCAAGGAUGUGAGAAGAGGUUCACCUUCCCCAGCAGGCUGAAGCGCCACGAGAAGGUGCAUCAGGGUUACCCAUGUACCCAGAAGCCGUGCACCUUCACGGGAAAGACUUGGACUGAGCUGCAGAGGCACAGGAAGGAACUUCACCCGCGGGAAGUGAAGUGCGACCAGUGUGACAAGACCUUCAGAGACUCCUGGUUCCUGCACCAGCACCAGAAGGUCCACUCGGACACCCGGCAGGUCUUCAAGUGUCCCAGAGACGACUGCAGCCGCUCGUAUACCACCGUCUUCAACCUCCAGAGCCACAUCAACUCCUUCCACGAGGAGCUGCGGCCCUUCUCCUGCACCCACGCGGGCUGUGGGAGGUCCUUCUCCAUGAAGAAGAGUCUCCAGCGGCACACGGUGAUCCACGACCCGGAAAGGAAGAAGAUCCCGAAGCCGCGGCGGAAGAUCGUGAAGAGAAGUCUGGCGUCCAAGUUGAGCGGAUUUAACGAAAAAAAGAAGCAGCACUUGAGAAAGGGGCAGAAGAACCCGAGCCCAGCUGGUCCGGUGGAGCUGGUGUCUCUUCUGCAGGACACGUCCUUGAUGUGCAAGGCUUCUGUGGUCACCAGUGACCUCUCCACUGCUCUCGCUGCACCUCUGGCUUUAUAAGACAUGGUUCUCCAGCGUCUUGAUACGACUGUAAUCCAAGAUAAUAAACAACUAUUUAUAUUCCAUAGAU